UUCUUUCUCUCUCUCUCUCUCUCUCUCAGUUUACAGCUUUCUCUCUCUAUUUUCUCUCUCGCUAUUUUCUCCCGUURUCUCCGCGUUUCCGCUGGUGGGAUUUUGUUGUCGGCUCUGUUUUUUCUGCGUUGCAGAGCUCAGAAACAGAGGGAGUGGUGGAGGAGCUGUAAAUUGUAAUGGGUUGCUUUCGCUGCACCGGUUCUUCCAGCAAGAAAUCGGAGAAAAUCGACCAGAAAAACCACAAUAGAAAGAUCGCUAAGCCUGAGGAUCUAGCGGCUUCAGAUAAAGCGAAAGUAGUUUCAAGUUUAGCAGUGAAGAAAGAUUCUGAUGUAAAGGUGGUCGUAUCUAAAGAUGACCAAUUGGCUUUAGAUGUAAAGAAAUUGAAUUUGAAAGAUGAGGUUUCUGAGGAUGGAGAAACCAAGGGCCGCGCCAAGACUUUUACGUUCGAGGAACUUGCAGCGGCGACGGGCAACUUCCGCUCGGAUUGCUUCCUGGGUGAAGGAGGAUUUGGCAAAGUUUACAAGGGGUACUUGGAGAAAGUUAACGAGGUUGUAGCAAUCAAACAACUUGACCGCAAUGGAGUUCAAGGAAUUCGGGAGUUCGUUGUGGAAGUCUUGACUUUAAGUCUAGCUGAUCACCCUAAUCUUGUAAAACUCAUUGGCUUUUGUGCUGAAGGGGAUCAGAGGCUGUUGGUGUAUGAAUACAUGCCAUUGGGAUCGUUGGAAAACCAUUUACAUGAUCUUCGACCUGGUGCAAAAGUAAUUGAUUGGAAUACAAGAAUGAAAAUAGCAGCUGGUGCAGCAAGGGGUUUGGAGUAUUUGCACGAAAAGAUGAAGCCCCCAGUUAUAUAUCGUGAUCUGAAAUGCUCAAACAUUUUGCUCGGUGAAGGAUAUCAUUCAAAACUAUCUGAUUUCGGAUUAGCUAAAGUAGGUCCCAGUGGGGAUAAAACACAUGUUUCAACCCGCGUUAUGGGCACAUAUGGGUAUUGUGCACCAGAUUAUGCAAUGACAGGCCAGCUGACAUUUAAAUCAGAUAUUUACAGCUUUGGCGUUGUUUUAUUGGAACUCAUAACUGGCAGGAAAGCGAUUGAUCAUUUAAAACCACAUUCAGAGCAAAAUCUCGUGGCUUGGGCGCGACCGCUGUUCAGAGACCGGAAGAAAUUCUCACAAAUGGUAGACCCGAUGCUCCAAGGACAAUAUCCCGUGAGGGGACUAUACCAAUCUCUUGCCAUAGCCGCAAUGUGCGUUCAGGAGCAGCCAAACAUGCGGCCAGUUAUAUCCGAUGUCGUUACCGCUUUAAACUACCUAGCAUCCCAGAAAUAUGACCCCCAAACCCAGCCAAACCAAAGCUCCCAAAGGAGACCAUCCUCUCCUAAACCGAAACGGGACGACGAUAAGAGGGAAACUUCAGACGACGGGUCUGAGAGAGAGUAAGGUGAGGAGGAUACAUUAUAGAAUGACAAAUGGUGAAUACUGUUCWGAAGCAUUCUUAUGAAGUGCCUAGUUAUCAAUUUUUGGGUCAUAGAUGAUAACAGGUACCUGGUAAGAUCUUUGAUCUUCCAGUAAAUUUGGGUCACAAGCUGAGAAUUUGUGCCCUUUUUUCUUCUUUUUUUGGGUCCUCCAUUGUAAAUGUGAGCUGAGGUUCUUUUGUAUGUAAGAUGCCUCUGUAGGAACCAUGCUCCAAUUUAUAGUUAUAGCCAUAAAUUCCUUUGCCAAUAA
Molecule: messenger RNA, 1718 nt
Organism: Momordica charantia (bitter melon)
Lineage: Eukaryota; Viridiplantae; Streptophyta; Magnoliopsida; Cucurbitales; Cucurbitaceae
Product: putative serine/threonine-protein kinase PBL5
Biological process (GO): protein phosphorylation
Molecular function (GO): ATP binding; protein kinase activity
Source: RefSeq, a predicted model, not a curated record